AGAACGAGAGGAGAGAACGACGGCGGCUCUUCAGUCUGCACGCGGCGUCGCGACGCAAUCCAGCCCGCGUGCAUCGCGCUCUCGUGUGCUUGCCAUCUCUCUUCGAAACUCAAUGAAAUCGACUUUUCUUGAGACAAAUUGAUCCGGCGGGUGAUCCGGCAAUCUCGAGUCCUUUCUGCCGAAUGAUCGAGGGAUUGAAGACGGAAGUGCGGCAUCGCGAUCAUUGAAUCAUUGAAUCGGCGGAGUCAGCCUUGGAGUUCCCGUUGUGAGUAGCAGCCUACGGAAUUUCGUCAAAUACAUAUCGUGGAGCGACGACGUCAGUGCGACUGAUCAUCCGCCUGUUAAGGGCGAGUGGUCUCGUCGUCGAUCGUCCGUGUCGUCCUGACGCGACGUGACAGUCUGGAAGACAUCGCGUCAUGACGUCGUACGGAAGAGGACACGUCUACGAGGACGAAGGCAACUUGACCUGAAGUAAGGUCUUACAGGCGAGGAUAAGUACGGACUCGGUUACUGCCGCGAGAGCGACAAUGUCAACGCUCGCCACGGACACAUCACCAUCCACCGUCGCUGAAGAACUGACGACUGUUCUCGUACCCACCGUCACCAGGAUAGACACGCGACUGGACGUCAGUCCCAUCUCGGUGGUUCUAGCGGUUUCCAUAGUGUGCAUUCUGUCACCUAUUACCAUCACCGGGAACUCCAUCAUCCUGGCUGCCUUCUACAAGUACAAGAGAUUGCGGACCGCCUCCAACUGUUUACUAGUCUCCUUGGCCAUUAGCGAUUUCGGGGUCGGUGUGUUUAUGCCCUUCGGGAUGCAAUUGGAGCUCUCCGGUCUACCGGAAAACGGCGUCUCCGUCCUCUGCAUCGUGCCGUACUGCAUCAUAAUCGCGCUCUGCAGCGUAAGCGUUCUGAUGACGGUGGCAAUCGCGGUUGAUCGUUUGACUUCAUUGGCGCAACCAUUGCGAUAUAAGAACAUCAUCACCCACAGCAGCAUAGAGAAGUAUAUUGCGGUCUUUUGGAUAUAUGCUAUUAUCAUCGGCCUCUCGCCCCUCAUCUACGCUCAAAUCACCGGAAAGAUGCAAUCGCACAGCGGAAGCUGCAGAUUCGAUGCCGCCGUCCUACCGCCGGUCAGGGUGUUUCUGUUCGUGGCAGUCUGGGCACCAAGCGCUCUGGUCCUUCUGAGCUGCUACAUGUACGUUUAUCUCGUCGCUCGUGCACACGCACGCGCAAUUUACACAGUGGAAUUAUCAUUCAGACAUCAAACGCAGACCUUGGUGCUGCCUCGUUAUGGACAGACGCUGGCGGUUACGGUCGGUGCGUUCCUCAUCCUGUGGCUUCCAUUUCAAACUUGCAUGUUGGUAGACAUCUUCUGUGGCACCAACAUUCUGUCGGAAUGGGCGGUGGUGUGGCUGGGUCUGCCGAUUCUGGCGCACAGCGGGGCGAAUCCAUGGGUCUACGCUUUUCAUCAUGGAGAAAUGCGCGUCGCCGCCGGGAAGAUUGCCGAAGAUCUGGUCGCUUUGUUCGGCGUGAUGCCGAGUCGCUACGGUUGUUCACCCACGAGACGCGGUUCGAACACGAAUCUCGAACUGGCCGAGGUGAACAACGAUAGCAACGAGAGUAGACGGCAUCCGUCCGUGGAGAACUGCUUCACUGCCGCCAAACCGCAUAACGUCCUCUACGCCAGCAGAAGAUCUGCUCUGGAGGUGUCGGGCAGGCAGACCGAUAUCUCUCUCGAGAAGCACGACCAUAUUGAACAUGUUGCCUCCUGCAGCAGCCGACCGGACGACAUAAUCGAGGAGAAUAUCCACGAUCUGACGAAGAUGCUCGAUCCAAAGUACAUAAUUGAUCGGAAUCAUGUAAUUGACUCUAAUCACAACAUCGACAAGAUCAAGAAUCUCAAAUAUUUGUUAGAUCCGACCUUCAACAAGAUCAGGCAUCUUCGACGAUUGAAUCAUAAGCGGUUGAACGACAAGAGCUUCCCGUUCAUCUCUGAGCCCAAAUUCAUAUCUUAUCAGAAUCUGAAGAGCGACGGAACGCAUGGCAGUCGCAAGUUUUUUCCAUUGAACGCAUUGUCGGAUCCGAUGCUGAACGGAUCGAAUACUUCCGUAGUGGAUACAAAAGACUUCAACGAAGCGCUCUGUCACAAUAACAUUGUUCCUCAAAGGCGGAACUCGAAUUUGUCGUCCAUGUCAGAUUCCAAUCUCAAGGCGGUCACGGCGAAUGCUUCCGGGAGGGGCAUAAAACUCUUUCCGGCGAGCGGCGACGGCACGAAAAAUCAUGGCUGCUCAGUGCAAAAUCUCGAUCAUGGAUACGAGGCCGCGUUAGCGAGACACGCAAUGAUGCUCUCUCAACAACUGGAAGAUCAACGCAGAUCUACCAACAAGACCAUCUCGCAUCCACGACCCAAGUUCCGUCAUUUCGGACGCGCCAGCCCGAAUCUGAAGCUCAGGCUGCGGAAUAACUCUUCCGCAUCGUCGUCGUCGAUGUCCAAUAGCGUUAAACCGGACUCUAACGCAAGCACACCGAGGCGAAGCAUUUCACCGAGUAUUCCACAUGUGACCAUUACGUCGAACAAGUUGGCUAAUCUUAUUAAUCUAGAUCCACCGUCGAGAAACACGCAUACGCACAGAAUAAAUCUUACUGCCAGAACUGUGACACAAACUCGCAAAACUCCGGAUAUGCUGAAGCACUCCGAGUCGAUUAAUACAAUCGAUCCGUAUUCGACGCACCGUGUAACUCUGCUGGAGCCUUUCAACUUAAUGGACUCCUUAAUCGUCCCGACGAUACACUCGGAACCGCCGAGUCCCAUCGAUCCUUUCCCCUCAGCAUCCCUUAAGGACGAGGAAACGCAGAGUCUUGAGAUCCCAGGAUCUGCAAACAACAAUGUCGCACAACGCGCUAAGUCACCUCUAGGUAAAAAAUGCAGUCCUGUGAGGCACUCGGAUCCGGUGAUACCAACCGUGCUGCUGAAUAUCGAAGACUAUAGCGAACCGUCCGUGCGAAGCGAUAAUCAAACGACGAGUCAAGAGAAUAAUCUUCUAUCCAGUAACACGCCGACGUUGGAACCGAUCGAUUUGUUUGAAGCGUUGUUGAGGAACUCGGACAAGGGUAAGGAUGCGAGAUUACCAGAGCCCAUCUUCGCCGAGCACGACUCCACUCGAUUUAGUUCGAGACGGCCAUCCGACUCAAAGUGGUCCGAAUCCUCGAGGAGUCAGGAGAUUCUGCCAAGUGUGACGGAACAUCAAACAUUCCCGUCGUCCUAUUCGGUGAACGAUUUUCAAACUUGCAACAGUGGCAGCGACCUCAACGAUCUCACGUCCCUGGAUCCGUUCAUGUGUCCUGAUGCUUUGUCGUCGUCCCUGCGCGAGUCCUUCUUCAGCGCACCGUCUGUACCCGACUCGGACAUCUUCACGUCCUUCGAGGAGAGUGACGGACCGAUCUUCACGCCCGAUUUCACGCCUGAUUUUGAGCGCGACACGUCGUCAGCGUACAAUUCCAUGUCGACGGUAAAUCUGAAGAGAUGCGUUAUCGAAGCGGCGUUUCAGAGCAGAUCUACAGAAUCGGUGCAUCGAGUCAGGUAUCCGUCGACGCGAUCCUGUGCAAUUCUCAAACUGGAGCCAGCUGUGCAUUCGAACAGAUUACGUGUUAGACCUUGCACGAAUUACAUUCUGAAAGAUCCGCCGAUCAAAAGAAAUCCGCGAUUAGCGCCUCUUGCCAUUCCGACGCCCACUGACAUUUGUACACCCACAUUCGACAUCGUAUCGGAAAUCAAAAGCGACAAUGGUGUCGGUGUCAGAGUAUAAAGCGAGAGUGUUAAAAGAAACAGAUAUAAACGAAGAAUUUGCAAAUUUCCAUUGUGCACAGAGUAUUCCGUACAAAUGCUUACUAGUCACAGAACUUUAUUCUCUUGAAAAAAAUUUAAAAAUAAAAUUCAAAGGCCUCUAUUGGUCGUGUGUAUGUGUCGUCCAA
This is a messenger RNA of Camponotus floridanus (Florida carpenter ant), 3969 nucleotides long. RefSeq lists its product as uncharacterized. The transcript is spliced from 6 exons. NCBI's taxonomy places the organism in Eukaryota, Metazoa, Arthropoda, Insecta, Hymenoptera, Formicidae. The record is from RefSeq and is a predicted model, not a curated record. Gene Ontology annotation, cellular component: membrane. The coding region runs from base 528 to 3803 and encodes 1091 amino acids. Gene Ontology annotation, molecular function: phosphatidylcholine binding; G protein-coupled receptor activity. Gene Ontology annotation, biological process: regulation of metabolic process; adenylate cyclase-activating G protein-coupled receptor signaling pathway.